AUGGGCAACUCGCGCCGCACCAGCAGUCGACGCGCCUCGUCCGUCCACCGCGAAGACCUAGAGGAAACGGCGCCACACUUGCUUGAUCGCACCGGAUCUCAGGAAUUCAGUGUCGUGGAGAGCGUGGCUGUCCAGGAAGUCUCGACUGAAGACGAGACUCCAGAUGUGGAACCAGCAACAUGGCCGCGGUCGGUGAGGUAUCUAGUCUUGCUUUGUGCAUUCCUGACCAGCUUGAGCUUCGGCGUAACUCAAGUGCCGCUGCUAUACGUCUUCAGGCUUAUGACUUGUGACGCCUACUACAAAGAUCAUCCUUCUGGAGUUGUGCACGGACUUGGGCGGUCCUCCACGACGGCAACCUGGACAUCAGUCCUCUCUGCAGCAAUGGGACCAUCCGUCCACAUGACAAGCCCAGGCACUGGAAACGACUCUGAUAGAUGUUCUAUCCAUCCAAUUGAAAGCGCAACAGCCUUAUCAGUGUCCUUGCUGGGUGCCAGCACCACCGUUUUCGGCACAUUGAACCUCUUUCUGACCGGCAGCUUGAUCAAGCGCAUCGGGGUCAAGCCGACAUUGAUGACCCAGGUGUUCUUCCCUGCCCUCAGGUUGCUGAUACAAAUUGUGGGUGUCGAGGUCUGGGGCACCGCAGGCAUCAUCAUCAUUCAGUGCUCGCAGAUCGUCACCAUCGUUGGGGGACCCAGUGGGUAUAUGCUAGCGCUGAACACCUUCAUUACCGAUGUUGUGGAGCACGAGGGCCGGACAGCGGCGCUCGGUAGGCUGACCGGUAGCAUGAUGUUUGGCUCUGCCCUGGGCUUUUUGCUGGGCGGUGUUGUGGCCGAGGCUUUCGAUAUCAAGGCUCCUUUCCGUUUAACCUUGAUGCUCUUUUUGACUUCUUGUGCCUAUGUUUUCGUCUUCCUGCCGCACAUCCCGCCCCCACCAAAAGAAGUCGACCCGGACUCGAUCAAGGCGAAGAAGACAAAGAUGACUUCAGCCAUCACCAAGUUCUUCGGUCCUUUGAUGGUUUUUGCGCCCCGGAAAUUCGUCACAAGAGACGGUAUCGUGCGAACAGAGUACGGUGCAUUUCUGCUCGCAUGGGGAGUUUUUCUUGGAAUUCUAGCCACAGGGUAUCUGCCCACGUUGUUACAACUCUAUUCAACAGACGUCUUCGACUUUGGGACACAGCAGAAUGGCGGCCUCAUCUUUAUGUACUCAAUGCUGAGGGGCGUCUUCUUGACAUUUGCGUUUCCGAAGUUGAUCGCCAUUGGAAGGAAGUGGAUGCUGAAGAGAGACGAGCGGCACAUGGCAAAUGCAGAAGAUUCCAGGCCAUCGGAACGUGCACCACUUUUGGCAGAAGACCGAGAGCAAGCCGGCGCCAACGGCAUGCGCAACUCAAAAGACAAAGAACCGCAAAAGGAGCAAACGUUUGCUUUUGAUCUGACGUACACGAGAUUCUCGCUGGUUGCUGAUGGACUUCUGACACUGCUUUGCUCCUUUGUUCGCCAGGGCUGGCAAAUGUAUCUUGUGGCAGUAGUUCUGCCCUUUGCCGCCGGAACUGGUUCGGCGGCAAAAGGGACCGUCCUUCAAAUGGUGGGAAGUUCUGCUAGCAGCAGCGAACGUACAGAUGCUCUCGCCGGAGUAUCAUUGGUUGAAAACAUGGCUCGACUGUCGACGACGUUUGUCUUUGGUGUCAUUUUUGCAGCGUUUGCGAGUAUUGGGAGAACGGAGCUUGUUUUCACGUGCAACGCGGCUGUCGCAUUGAUAGGGUUCGGGGUUUUGGUAUUCGCUCGCUUUCCACCAGAAGGCAGUCGCAGACUUGAUCAAAAGGACGACGUGAAUUCUGCGUCAUGA
Messenger RNA from Cladophialophora immunda, 1842 nucleotides. RefSeq lists its product as uncharacterized. The record is from RefSeq and is a predicted model, not a curated record. NCBI's taxonomy places the organism in Eukaryota, Fungi, Ascomycota, Eurotiomycetes, Chaetothyriales, Herpotrichiellaceae. The transcript is spliced from 3 exons. Gene Ontology annotation, molecular function: transmembrane transporter activity. Gene Ontology annotation, biological process: transmembrane transport. The coding region runs from base 1 to 1842 and encodes 613 amino acids. Gene Ontology annotation, cellular component: membrane.